Molecule: messenger RNA, 4497 nt
Organism: Blumeria graminis f. sp. triticale
Lineage: Eukaryota; Fungi; Ascomycota; Leotiomycetes; Helotiales; Erysiphaceae
Source: the annotation of a GenBank genome assembly
AUGGCAACCUUGCUAGCUAUGGAUCACCCUCAAGAGUCACCCGAAUCCAAACAAGAAAUAUCUGAAAAUGAUCCAUUCCUUUCCCAGUCCGCUUACUCAACUCAUCAUCGCUUCUCUUGCUUUGAUCACGAAUCAUUUGCUCUUAGCCCUUCAACUUCACCCGAUCAAGUCAAAAGAGCAUUAGAGGCGCAUUUUGCUGAAACCGAGAGACGCAUCCAGGAGGCUUCAACCCUUGGAAAGGCACUAAUACAGCAACGAAAAGACAUCGCAGAGCGAUUGGAAGACGUACAAAGACAACAAGCCCAAGAUGAAAUAUCGCCUGAACUCCGACAGAAACUUGCUGAAAUAGAAAAAGAGUAUAAUGAAGUUGGCCGAGACUCUGCACGAGCGUUUUUACCAAAAUCUCGAGUGCUAAGUACCGAGCUCAAUGGAUCACCACUAAAAGAAAUAAAGGUAACAUCGAGCUACUGUGAUUCUACAAACAUUUCUAAUUCUGGACAGCGUUCUGGAAGUCCAUCUAAAGAAAGGCUUGAGUUCCAAGGCGUUGGUUCUCCGUCAAGGCUGGGCGUCGUCAACAGAAGACUACGAAAUCUACCAUCUAAUCGCCAUGAUGACCUCCAAUUUGCCACGGAUAUAAGUACUUCUCUCUUAUCGCAACUCCGAGAUCUUCAAGCUAUACUGCUUGAAAAAGAGGAACAUUUAAAGGUUACCACACUAGAAAAGUUGCGACUUGAGGAAGAAGCGGAAAGCUUUGCAGAGCACUUACGAAGCCUCAGUGAAAGUGGAGAACGCUACAAAGACGAGAAUUGGGCUCUCGAAACUCAAAUUCAUGAAUUUAUUUCCAAGGAGAAGGUGGCGGCUGACAGAGAGAGGCGACUGGCUCAGAGCCUCAACACUCUUCAGGCUGAGAAGACCGCUGCACAAAAAGAACUAGAUGAAAUAAAGUUAAUUCAUGCUAAAUUUUCUGAAGACCAUGCAUCAACCCUUAAGCAUCACGAAGCCGAACUUAGUAGUAUGAGACGGCAGCUAAGCUCAGUAGAGACGGAACGAGCAGCUCUGCGACGUAAAGUCGAUGAAUUACUCGGUCAAAACCAUGAACUUGUUAAAGCUAUCGCUAGUAAUCGAGGAAGAUAUGAGGAACGCGAUCAAAGUCGAGGAAUGGGUGAUGAUGACCUUGAAGUUGCCCCAAAUGAUCUUACUCCGGAGCAUUCGCCGCCUCCUUCACCUGUCAAGGGAACUCCGCGUCACAGUAUGCUUGAAUCUGAAACUCUAAAGAGCUCACUACACCAUGCACACCGAACUAUACAAACGCUUAAAAGCAAUAUACAGCGGGAAAAAUCCGAAAAAUUAGAGCUCAGACGAGUACUUCAAGAUGCUAGAGAUGAGCUGGAAGUUCGUCGUAGAGAUGCUGGAUCAGGUAAUGUAAAGAAGGCCCGUAAAAGAGAGGUUAAAGAUGUCAAAAAACCCUUAAACCCCGGUCAUCUCGGUCUUUCCAGAAGUAGUAAAAGCGAGAUAUUCAUCAAUGAUGCAAAUUGGGAGGAUGAUUGUGAGAAACUGGAUUCAGAUCACCAUGCUCUGUUAACCGUUCAACAACUUCCCGUAAGAGCUUUAAAUUCAGAAAUUACUUCAGCCAGCCGAAAUACUGGCUCACCUCCUGACAGUAGUGACCAAUUUGAUACCGCGAACGAGCAAGAAACUAGUGAUGCUUUCGAAACUGCAGAGGAAACACACUCGGGUCGAGGUGAAUUACGAACAGCUGAAGAGGAAUUUAGCGAAGAACUUACUGAGACAGAGUAUGGGUCUGGUGGGAUAACAAGGUCAAAUGCUUGUCGUAGUAUCCUCUCAUCGCCAGGAAAUCGCCACUCAUUUCACAGUACUGCCUCUACUUCUGACGAUGACUACAAUUGGAGCCAAGAGACUCGGACUCUUAAUUCUAAACAGCCCUCGCGUCUUCGCUUAAGAGUCGGACAUGGUAGUAGCCGAAGAUCUCGAGUAGCUAGUCAAGAGCCUCAAUCUCGGAGUAGCCCAGCUAGUCGUGCGACGAGUAGCAGAAAUGGCACUCCUAAAGCAACUGGAAAAAGCCUAUUCGCCGAAAUCGGUGAUAUGGGUAAUAGUGAAGACGAGGAAUCAUUACAAGAAACCCCUACACCAAGCCGUCACGUUUCCAUCUCAGCUGCUCCAGAUUCAAUAUUCACAACCGAAAGAUGUGUCAACAUACUUCCAUUACCGCCUACACCCAAGCCAUAUAUGGUCGAGAGCGGCACAAUGACUGAACCCUGGGUUCCACAAGCACAUAAAGAUCAAGUAGAUUCUCAGAGCAGACUCGCGACCGCGACCGCGAUAUUUUCAGAAAAACUUAAGAAAGCAGGAAACUUAGGAGCUCCUUCAGAUCGAACAACAAUCCGGAUGAAUGAUGCAUCAAGUCAGUGGUGUGCAGAGAACUUCUCAAACCCCGCAGAUACAGUCACUCGCUCUGUUUUGACAACCAAAUGUAGUGAUAUUGACUCUCAGAACGAAUUAGUCCAAAGGUGUUCUGGUGAGAAGAACUUGUUACACUUGGCGCAGUCAUCUGGUUACUCAGCUACAACGACUAGCGAAGCCAAAAAUAUAUCCCUCAGCAUUUCCACUAUAAUCUCAAACGACUUUGAACCGCUUGAAGUUGAGGAUCAGAUUGAAAAUUGCCAUAAAAAAUCAGAGAUACUUGCGCCUUGUUCUAUGGUAUUAUCACAAAUACAAAGCGUGGAAACUGAGCCAUUGGAGAUUAAUCGUGUCCACAAAGAUGAUAAAAUUGAUUCUCUAGGUACUUUUGUCAAGAUUGAAGACUCUCAUAAUUCAAAGCCAUCUAUCUCUCAGAUUUGUGACUUUGGAUCCGAUUUAGACAAAGAUCUAGACCUAUCACUCUCUAGCAUCCCAGAAGGUCAACCAUCAUCAAAUAAAAAAUUUACGAAUUAUGAAAAAAUACAGAAAUAUGCUGAUGAAUCUUCCACAGACAAAUUGUGUCUUCAGGGGCCCAUUAAACAAAUAAACGUUGAUGAAAGCUCACAAACGAUGUUGACAGCGAGCCAGAUUAGUGAAAUCCUAAGAGAAGAAAUUGAAAAAUCUAAACCUGAUAAGUGCCUCAAAUCCAUGUCAUUAACUCAGGCAUCAUCUAUUUAUGAGAAACCCUCUGAUAAAUUGUCUGACAAUAUGGGGAGUAUUGCUAGUAACAAGACAGGAUUAGCUGCGACUAAGGAUGUGCGUCUCAAGAUACCUAUGAGCCGGUCGCACAACUCUGAGAUUCAGGACGACAGUAAAAUCAGUAAUCAUCAACCAGUCAAAGAUGGUAAAAAACAAAACAACAUAUCAAACAACCAGCGAAUUAAUUUACAAAAAUCUAACAUUCAUCAGAAGAUAGACCCCGCAACAUUAUUGCUGACCCCAACUCACAAAUUUGACCCAUUGCAUAGACCUACAACACCAAAUGCUAAUCAAUUGAACCCAUUCUCCUUUGAAGAUUGUACAACUCCCCGGCCGAUUAAUGUACCGACAGGUGUAGAGGCCCAAGAAUUCAAUCAUAAGUUAAAAUCAACUAAUCCCUCAAUUUCCUCCUUUGCUUCAGAAGUAGAAUCUCGCUUUCAAAUGCAACGUGGAUUAGACAAUGCCUACGAUAUACAUUCUGGCACAGAUCCACGUAUGAUAAAUGCAAUCACUCAAACAAUGAUUGGAGAGUAUCUAUGGAAAUAUACUAGAAAGACUGGUCGUGGAGUAAUGUCGGAGAAACGUCAUAGGCGCUACUUUUGGGUACAUCCGUAUACAAAGACUCUUUACUGGAGCGACCGUGACCCAUCUUCUGCUGGCCGCGCCGAAUUGAGAGCCAAGAGCGUUCCCAUAGAGGCUGUGCGAGUCGUAACGGAUGACAACCCUAUGCCUCCAGGGCUCCAUCGUAAAAGUUUAAUCAUUAUUACUCCGAGCCGAGCUAUUAAAUUUACGGCGACUACGGGACAGCGACAUGAAACUUGGUUCAACUCCCUGUCUUAUCUUUUGUUACGAACCGGAGAAGCUACAUCCCAGGGCACACCUGGAAUCAUUGUACACGAAGAAGUGUCAGAGUUCAAUCCCGAACGUACAAAUCAACGAACAGGAAUGGCUUCGCUAUCCUCCUAUAAUAGUCGUACAACAAAAAACGAGCCUCUCGAAAAUCCUCCUCAUGCAACUGGUCUCAGGUCUUAUCCACCUACUGCAGGGACUUUUUCUAGGCUCAGUAGCUACUGGAGACCUGGCAAAGAUGGAGUUGUAGGAAGCCUUUCCAGUCGACAAAGCAGAUAUAGCUCCGAGAAUAAUGAGAGUAUCUACGAAGCCAGUCAAGUUCACGAUAGUGCCGAAGAUGUCAGAGAAAUUAUCGAAAAGCAAGAUCGUGAAUCUGAUAAGUUAGAGAAUGUGCGAGCAUGUUGUGACGGUCGGCAUGACGUAGGUCACUUACAUAGUUCCACUCAAAGUCGCUACUCAAGGGUUACAUGA